This is a messenger RNA of Chelmon rostratus (copperband butterflyfish), 1233 nucleotides long. RefSeq lists its product as uncharacterized. NCBI's taxonomy places the organism in Eukaryota, Metazoa, Chordata, Actinopteri, Chaetodontiformes, Chaetodontidae. The transcript is spliced from 6 exons. The record is from RefSeq and is a predicted model, not a curated record. The coding region runs from base 201 to 851 and encodes 216 amino acids.
UUUCUGCUGUAGGUGUGUGGGGUCGGGCUAGGUUUAAUCGUAGCACUUCACAUUUAUACAGAAAUGUGAGUUGUAAUUGUGAUUGUUAUCAUUUAUACAUAAUUUCCCCCCUUUUGUGCCUAAAUUAAAGCUGCAGUUUAGAGCUAAGGAGCUUAGAACCAGAGAAAGAGACAAAACAGCAGACACUCACUACCGGUGGGAUGAAGUUUUUUUCUAAAUGCUUGGGCAUCAACAGGACCUUUUCUCUGAUAUGCUGCAUGUUCUGGAUUUUCUCACCGGCAGAAGGAAAAACCAUCUCAGAGGUGAUGGGCAGCAGAGUGAUCCUGCACUGUCGGAACAAGUCAAUCAACAAGCUCAUUCAGCUGACAUGGAAAAUGAACGACGUUACCCUGUUCAGCUUCACCCCGCUGAAACCCUUACACGUCAGCCCAGAAGCGCUCAGCCUCAACAUACGCAUGUCAGAGUCAGAGAGCCAACUGCACACACUGAUCAUAGAGAGAGCCCAGAAGUCUCACACUGGAAACUACACCUGUGAGACCAACACGGCUGCAGGACCUGAGGAACAGACGUGGGAGCUGAUAAUUACAGAGAAUGUGGACGUUAAAAAAUGGAAAAAGCUUGUGAUUGCUGUGGCUGUGCCUUGUGUGUGUUGCCUGAUCCUUAUAAUUGCUUUGGCCAUUCUGCUAAGGGCCUGCAAACGGCGUACAGAAACUGACAUUCAUUCUCCAACGGCAGAAAUGCAGGAACAAACAGAAGAUAUUUAUGAAAAUUGCCUGGAAGCUGCUAAUAGAGAGCGACGACGCUAUAAUCAGCCUUACCCUUACAAAGCCAGGACUCACAAUAUGAAGUGAAGUCCAAGGGAAAGUGAAAGGGAAGAGGACAGCAAAAAGAAACACAGUAGUGGAACUGAACAUAUUUUUCAUAUCCUCUGACUUUGUUACUUUCACUAAUGUCAUAUAUAUAUAUUAUUUACACUUUUUAAAUAUGCUGUAUGUAAUGAAGAGCAAAGUCUUUGCUUAAAGCUGUAUAUAAAUGUUUUCUGGUCACCAGAGGCGGCAGAGUAAGCUGAAAACACCUGACAUGUUACCACUUUAUAAAGUUGUUAUUGUAAAUCUGUUCUCAGAUAGUUGCCUAUUUUCACAUCUAUAUAUUUUCUGAGGGGGUUUCCACCAACACCUGAGAAAUAUCUGCCUCUUAAUGUGCUAAAUGCUCCAAUAUGUUCUCUGGCUAGUG